Molecule: messenger RNA, 723 nt
Organism: Fusarium oxysporum Fo47
Lineage: Eukaryota; Fungi; Ascomycota; Sordariomycetes; Hypocreales; Nectriaceae
Exons: 2
Coding region: 168-602 (144 amino acids)
Source: RefSeq, a predicted model, not a curated record
UGAAAUGUUACAUUCCGUGAGAGAAAAAAGUAUAUAAGGAGGACGAUGCACUGCUGGUAAAUUGUUUUCUCAUCAGCUUCAACUCAAUCACUCUUCACUCGCUUCAAUCACAAUCGCUACCAACACUCAACUACCUUAAUAAACACCAAACAACCUCAACCAUCAUCAUGCAGUUCUCUCUCGCCUGUCUCGCCGCCAUCCUGGCCACCAGCGUCUCCGCUGCUCCAGCUCCCGCCGUCAACAUGAUGGCCGCCAGCCCCCAAUGGACCAUCGAGAACAUGCAGCGAAGCUGCGCCAAGGACGACAGCUCCUGCACCUGGAACUUCAAGAUCGACACCCACAAGGGUGCUGCCACCGGCUGCAAGUACGUUGUCAAGGGCAGCAAGGCGUCUCAGCGCAACGGAGGACCGGUCAAGUGCGGUGACUUCACUAUCACCUCUGGCUGGAGCGGCCAAUUCGGCCCUGGAAACGGAUUCACUACUUUCUCUGUUGUUUCUUCUAAGCGACAGAUCGUCUGGCCUGCUUAUACCGACAAGCAGGUUUCGAGCGGAAAGGUUGUUAAGCCUGAUCAGUCAUAUACCCCUGCCAACCUUCCCAACUAAGCGAUGGAGAUCUUUGGCGCUAGUACAUAGAGCAUGGUUUAGAUGUGGAGAUUCAUGUUAUUAGUCGCAAUGUCUUGGAUGUUCAAUGUCAGUAUAGUCAUUAAUACAUGAUAUGCAAACA